GAGCCGAGCGCAAAGCUCGCCGGGAAACACUCACUCAUGGGCUUCCGGGCCCCCAUGGGCGGCUGGGAAAAACAGGCGCGCACCUUGCCCCGCCCCCAGCCUCGCUCUGACUCCCUCAGCCCCGUCCCAGUCUGUGAUUGGCAGUAGGGCUGCUCGCGCUCUGAUUGGUUAAGCGAGCAGACCGCGAGGUUUGAACAAAGAGCAGCACAGAGUCCCCACGGAAUCUAAAGAGCCACCUGUGGGGACCAUGGCCCAGGGACUCCUCUCCCCACAGGGGCUGCUCUCUGAUGAGGAGGUCACAGCCUCGCCCCUGCUUGAAUCCACAGCAGCGGAGUUUGGAUCUGGCCUGCGCAAAGAUUUGCUAUCCGAUUUCUCUGCUAUUUCCCCAAACCUGGGGGGAGCCCAGCAGGCUGUAGCUGAGGACAAUAAUGAGAAAGUGAAGGUGUAUCUGAGAGUCCGGCCCCUGAAGCCAUCUGAGCUGGAGAAACAGGAAGAUCAGGGCUGCGUCUUUAUUGAGAAUUCAGAGACCCUCCUCCUGAGAGCACCCCAGGACUCUUUCACCAUGCGGAGCACUGCACGGGGGGUAGGCCAGGCAGUGCAUAAAUUCACCUUCACCCAGAUCUUUGGGGCGGAGGUGGGGCAGAAGGCAUUCUUUGAUGAAACGAUGGGCGAAGUGCUGAAGGAUGUACUCCAUGGGCAGAACUGGCUGGUUUACACCUAUGGCAUCACCAACUCUGGGAAGACACACACCAUCCAGGGGAGCAGUAAAGACGGUGGGAUCCUGCCUCGCUCCCUAGCUGUCAUCUUCAAUAGUGUGGGGGAUCGGCUCUACCAGGCUAUGGAUCUAAAGCCCUCGCUUUCCAGUGAGGUGAGCUGGCUGGACAGCAAACAGGUGCAUCAGGAGGAGACCAAGAAGCUGGCCCUGCUGUACGGGGGGCUGCGGGAGGAGGAAGUGCUGACUCCACUGAAGAGGAGCCACAGUGCCGAGUCCCAGCUCCAGGCUGCCACCACUGUCAGUUUUGACAGUGGGGUUGGUGGCCUCUCUUCUACCAGCCAGUUUGUCAACCAGUCGAGCAGCAGCCAGCUGGAAGAGCUGGGUCCUCGCUGGGCUGACCCAGACCGCAUCUCGCUCCUCACCCCAGGGAAUGGGCAGGCCUCCAUCUGGGUCUCCUUCUUUGAGAUUUACAAUGAGCAGAUCUAUGACUUGCUGGAGAUGCCUUUGCCUGGCCAGAACCGCAAAAGGCAGACGCUGCGGCUGUGUGAAGACCAGACUGGCAGCCCCUAUGUGAAAGAUCUGAACUGGAUCAAUGUCCAAGAUGCUGAUGAGGCCUGGAAGCUCCUGAAACUGGGUCGGAAAAACCAGAGCUUUGCCUGCACCCACUUAAAUGAGAACUCCAGCCGCAGUCACAGCAUCUUCUCCAUUCGUAUUCUGCACUUACAGGGAAGCAGCAGUGAGAUGCUCCCCAAAAUCAGCGAGUUGUCCCUGUGUGACCUUGCUGGCUCAGAGCGCUGCAAGAACCAGAAAAGUGGGGACCGCCUGAAGGAGGCAAAUAACAUCAACACCUCCCUGCACACGCUCGGCCGCUGCAUCGCUGCCCUCCGCCAGAACCAGCAGUCCAAGCUGAAGCAGAGUGUUGUUCCCUUCCGGGACAGCAAGCUGACCCGUGUGUUUCAAGGCUUCUUCACGGGGCGUGGGCGUUCCUGCAUGAUUGUCAACAUUAACCAGUGCGCAUCCACGUAUGACGAGACCCUGCAUGUGGCCAAGUUCUCGGCCAUAGCCAGCCAGCUUGUUCAAGCUCCUCCCACAAAGCUGGCACUGCCGUCUAUCCAAUCAUUAAUCAAGGAACACAGCAGGCGAGACAGUAGGAGUUUAGGGGCAGGCUCAAAGCAAGAAGUGGAGCCUGAUGAAGAGAGUGACGAUGAUGGAGAAGUGUCCAUGUAUGAUAGGGAGGACCUUCCGCGAGCAGUGGAGGUCCUGUGGGAUCUGCUGGUGCAGGAGCGGCAGGACAGGCUGCACCUGGAAAUGCGCCUCCGUGAGGAACUCUGCAAUGAGAUGCUAGAGCAGUUGCAACAGAAGGAGCAGUGGUGCAGCCAACACUUGGACACGCAGAAGGAGCUACUGGUGGAACUAUAUGAGGAUAAGCUGAACAAUCUGAAGGAGUCAAUGACUGAUUUUUACCAGGAGAGGAUUCAGGAGCGUGAUGAAAAGAUUGAAGAGCUGGAGGCUGCUCUGCAGGAGGCAAAGCUGCAGUCAGAAGCCCUGGAGAGGAAACAGCAGGAGCAGCCCCUGCGCAGAUCAAAACGAGUGGUAGCUGCAUCCACUCUGCAGCAGGAGCUGCUGGAAGUUAAAGCCAAGCUGGAGCAGUGUCAAUCAGAGCUGACCACAACUACUGCAGAGUUGCACAGGUACCAGAAGCUGCUGGAGCCACCUCCUUCUGCCAAACCCCUCACUGUGGAUGUGGACAGGAAGCUGGAGGAUGGACAAAAGAAUGUGAAGCUGCUGCGGUCAGAGCUGCAAAGACUUGGGGAGUCCCUCCAGUCUGCAGAGAGAGCAUGUUGUCACACUACAAGUGCAGGAAAACUUCGAGAAGCCCUCUGCACCUGUGAUGACAUCCUCGCUAGACAGGACCAAACACUGGCAGAGUUACAAAACAACAUGAUGUUGGUGAAGCUAGAUCUGCGGAAGAAGGCAACCUGUAUUGCAGAACAGUACCAUACUGUGCAGAAGCUCCAAGCCCCUUCAACAUCUACUUUAAAGAAACGCUUCUGUGCUAAUAGGGAAAACCUGCAGCCAAGUCAGCCUCCUGGCAAGAAACCCUUCCUGCACGGCUUUCUGUCCCGCUCACCCGCACAUCCUCGUAUGGCAGAGAGCAGCCCCUAUAGCUGCAUCCUGCGUGGCCGGCGAUCACCAGCGCUCAAGGCCCUGCCCUCUAGUAAAAAAUAUUAAGUGGGUGAGUUGACCCACCAGCGAGGAGUUACUGUCCCUGUCUGUGUGUAUAAACUACCAUAUUUAGUAAUUCUUCACGGGCUUGUGCAAACACUGCAUGUGACUCCCAAAGAUGGCUUCAGGCAGCCUACUCUGUUUCAGGCCAGCUGCUACUCCAGUCUAUAUGAAACAGGACCUCAGGUCCAAACUGUAACAUUGCCUCUCAACUUGUGUAUUCUGUAACAUAGGCUAUGCAUGACAAUAAAUAUACAAAAACCUGCCCGCA
Molecule: messenger RNA, 3212 nt
Organism: Gopherus flavomarginatus (Mexican gopher tortoise)
Lineage: Eukaryota; Metazoa; Chordata; Testudines; Testudinidae
Gene: KIF20A
Product: kinesin family member 20A
Exons: 19
Coding region: 248-2947 (899 amino acids)
Biological process (GO): microtubule-based movement
Cellular component (GO): nucleus; microtubule; kinesin complex
Molecular function (GO): microtubule motor activity; ATP hydrolysis activity; ATP binding
Source: RefSeq, a predicted model, not a curated record